Galendromus occidentalis (western predatory mite) is the source of this 1509-nucleotide messenger RNA. RefSeq lists its product as uncharacterized. The record is from RefSeq and is a predicted model, not a curated record. The coding region runs from base 1 to 1509 and encodes 502 amino acids. The transcript has a single exon. NCBI's taxonomy places the organism in Eukaryota, Metazoa, Arthropoda, Arachnida, Mesostigmata, Phytoseiidae.
AUGUCACCUCGGAAAGUGCGGUUCUACGUCUGGGUUUUCUGUCUCCUUUGGUGUCUAUUGAUCGCAGUGCAGUUCUACUACUUCGUCCUUCGAGGACGCCGAGGCUCCGUCGAAGAGAAGGGAAGCGCAGUGAGCUACGGUGUGGACACCGAAACCUGUCGGAUACCGAGCAGCGAUCCUCUCGAUUUCAAAACCAGACAGAGACUCUUCGGUUCUUACAGCCCCCGAUGCGAAGCUCCGCUCGACCGCCGAGCCAUAUUCGGCACUCGAAUCGUCUUGGAUCGCAGCUGUCCCGAGCUCCUGGAAGACAUCCUGCUCCUGGACUACGAUGUUUCGGUCUCUCAGAUCACCUGUUCGUAUAUCGGAUUCGCUCAAGAAGAAAUUGUACCGGACUACCUAUUGACGGGCAGUCUGCCGGAGCAUUUACGUAGACCUCUGACCAAUGGCGAUUGCCCGCAAUUCGACGCGCUCUGGAUCGAGUGUUCGCUCCCGAACGGGCGCUCCGUCAAACAGCCUCUUCUACUGGCGAGGUCGGCUGUAAGCGAAGGGGCGGAAAACUUCGACGUGAACUUUCUGAAUGUGAUUGUGGUGGGAAUCUCGUCGCUGUCGCGCUUGACAUUCCGCAGAACGAUGCCGACGACCUACCAAAAAUUGACUGCCGACCUGGAGCAACGCCAGGAGCUCUACGGUUACAGCCGAAUAGGGAAAACUUCUAUCGCGAAUCGGAUGCCUCUGCUCACGGGUAAAGCUUACGAUUCGGAGCCACUGCCGAAGGAGUAUUUCGACAACUGGACGAGAUAUAUCUGGGACGAAAUGGCCGAAUACGGUUUCACGACUUUCUUCGCUGAGGAAACGCCGAGCCGCGGCAUGUUCACCGCCAACGGGAGGAAAGGCUUCCUGGAUUUCCCGACUUCAUUCUAUCCUCAGCCGUUCCUGGAGUCAAUCGAGAAGGCCUACAAGAAUCAGACGUGCGUUUUCGGCAAACCACGGGCCAAAUUCCUGCUGGACUAUCUCUUCGAUGCCGUCGUACUGCACGCCGACAAGAGCCCGUUCUUCGGCUACGUAUGGUUGGACCAGCUCUCAACUGCGCAUCCAUCGGGACCGCUGUUCCUAGACGAAGUCCUGUCAGAGUUUAUAGACAGCUUGCGACUCUCUGGUCUCCUCCAGUUCACCGUGCUGAUGCUGGUCUCGGAUCACGGCUCCACAAACGGUCCUCUGACGGGCACGGACCAGGGCGCGCUCGAAGAAAAUCUCCCCCUUGGUUUCAUGUCGGUGCCGAAGCUGGUUGAUCCUUACGAAAGUGAAAAACUGAGUGAUCUCCGUCAGUUCCGAAAUCUUGUGAAUACCUAUCGAUUGGUCACACCCUACGACCUCCACGCGAGCAUGCUGCAGCUGUGUCACGGAAGACGAGCAAAAAACCACAAAGGCAUCAGUCUUAUCACGAACGCUCUACCCAAAGAGAGAACCUGCGACUCGGCGGCCGUUCCACCCGAGUUCUGCCCGUGCUGA